AGUGGCUGUUCCAGCGAUCCCUGUGUUAAUGGUGCAACUUGUGUACCAAGUUAUGAGAGCAAUGAACAUCAUUGCGCGUGCGCUGCGGGAUACAGUGGACAAAGUUGUGAAAUAGGUAUUUGGCUUUAAAACGUUUGUGAAUCUUUUUGCACCAUAGAUGAACCCAUUUACAAACAUUUACACGUUCAUGUAAAACUACCAUUUUUUUACCACUCGUGACGCAAUCACUUUCAGCAAUAGGUCAAAUAUGAUAAUGAGGAUAAGACAAGUUCUAAACAGGACCCAUGGGAAUUCCGCUCGAUUUCCUACAGGUUAUCGUUCUAAAAAUCCGGGCAAAAAUACUUCUACGAUCUUAAAAGGCUAAGUAUUGAAGAAGUGGUGCGCUUGGCCUUGUCAAAGGGAUGUUUUUGUCCAUCGUUUCAUUGAGAAAUACCAGUGCUUCAGCGCUUAAGAAGGAAGACGACAGUGUUUGUACUUUCGUUUGUCAGGGUUGAUUAUCAAUAGAUUCAAUUCCCGCUUAGGGCCAUCUUCUUACAUGUACACAGCGAACAAUUGUCCCCCGGGUAAUGUGCAUAAAAGAUCAGGACUUGAAACUCUUAAUUUAUUUAAACUAUAUUGAAAGCAAAACCCUAUUUAGCAGAUUGAGGGCAAAAAAAAAAAAACAAAAGAAAACACAAUCAUCGACACGCUUUUUACUUCUGCAUAUACAUUAAUUAAGUAUUACUGAUGUUCUUUGGUUUACGUAUUUACUUUCAAGAUAUCGAUGAGUGUUCCAGUAAUCCCUGUUUGAAUGGCGGAUCUUGUGUUGAUCAUGUGAAUGGAUACACUUGUAGCUGCCUGGUUGGCUACACUGGAGUCCAUUGUCAGACAGGUACACGAAUAAUUUGAAAGCUGGAAAUUACAUAUUUCUACCUUACACAGGUUCCCUCAUCGUACCGGGCUGUCGCAACGUUUACAUUUACUACCAUACAUAAUAUUGUGUACUAUAUUUCAAUCAACCAGGCUUCAAUCAGAAGAGAGAACACUACAGUUUUUAUGAUAAUGAAAAUCAAUCUUCGUCGACAUCGUCAUCGCCACCAUCAUAAUCGUUAUCUUUAUCACCGCCACCAAAUUCACCACCACCAUAUAACUAGGAAGAAUUAGCCAAGAGAACGCAAAGACAGUGAAGGAGGCAGGCGCAGAUCUAAAAACCGACCGACCUCGUUCCAAGGGCUUUUCCUUAAAAAAAUGGGUGGGCCAUUUUUUAAGGCAAAACCCGUGGGGACGAGGUUGAAAACCGACUUGACCAUUAGCAAAACGGCACGUUGCACACCAUAGGUGGCGUUUAGACCUUUGCGUAACCUUGCGCGUCCCCAGUUGACGUUGCGUUGUCUUUGUAAAAUCUGCCUGUCAUUAUCAGCAGGACCAGCAUUGUUUACCGCGUCCUAUCUCCAUGAUUCUCGUCCAGUCACACCACCCUGUCGAGUACAUUGUUAGUGCUGACUACCAAUUUCCUACCAUAGUGUAGCUAAUGCCACUAUACCGUGCCUCUCUCAGGACAGCUUUCAUCCAGCAUCGCCACAGCCCCAGCCCUUACACUUUCAUGUCUGUCCGUCAAUCGUAACUUCCAUGCUAAUACUAUCUGGAUCUCCAAACCUACUGCCUGGGUCCAGAAUGAGCUUUAAGUGUCCGAACCUGGUUUCCUUCUCUUGGAUGGUUGCCAGGGCUACGAAGUGUUCCAUCCGCCCGAGUUUGGGAUCAACGACUCCGAAAUCCUAUAAAUGCUGGACUUUUGGGCUUGAAUCCCCAUCCCGGAGUAAAAACUUUAACGCAAAGGUUUUAGAGCUCCCAAAAGCAUCCCUAUUAAUUAAAAUAGUUGCCCCGCCACAUGCAUGCUUCUGGUAUGAGCUUAAAUAGGUGAUUCGGGACACUUUCAACAAAAAAGAUAUAACCCGAAAGACGGAUGCUCAUCGUCAAACCUCGCCUGUGCUCCUUAAGUAGUAAAGUGGGGACCUCUUAGAUAGGACUUGAAACUCUUAAUUUAUUCAAAGUAUGUUGAAAGCCAACCCUGAUUUAGCAGAUUGAGGACGAGAAAAAAAAAGAAUCAUCGGCACGAUUUUUACUUGUGUAUAUGCAUUAAUUAAAUAUUACUGAUGUUUUUUGGUUUAUUUAUUUGCUUUGAAGAUAUCGAUGAGUGUUCCAGUAAUCCCUGUUUGAAUGGCGGAUCUUGUAUUGAUCACAUGAAUGGAUACACUUGUAGCUGCCUGGUUGGCUACACUGGAGUCCAUUGUCAGACAGGUACACGAAUGAUUUGAAAGCUGGGAAUUACAUAUUUCUACCUUACACAGGCUACCUCAUCUUACCGACCUGGUGCAACGUUUACAUUUACUACCAUACAUAAUAUUAUGUACUAUCUUUCAAUCAACCGGUCUUCGAUCAGAAGAAAGAACACUGUAGUUGUUAUGAUUUGAAAAUCAUCUUCUUCAUCAUUAAUGCUAUCAUCAUCAUCAUAAUCAUCAUCAUCAUCAUCAUCAUCAUCAUCAUCAUCAUCAUCAUCAUCAUCAUCAUCAUCAUCAUCGUCAUCAUCAUUGUUAUCAUCAUCAUCGUUAUCUUUAUCGUCACUACCGCUAUCAAAGCGACCACCACCAUUAUUGGGCAGAAUUAGCGAAGAAAACGCAAAGACAGUGAACAAGGCAGGCGCAGAUCUAAAAACCGACUUGACCAAUAGCAAAGUAUCACGUUGAACACCGUAGGUUGUGUUUAGAUCUUUCCACAACCUUGCGCGUCCCCAGUUGACGUUUCGUUUUCUUUGCUAAAUCUGCCUGUCAUCAUCAGCAGGAUCAGCAUUGUUAUCCGCGUCCUCUCUCCAUGAUUCUCCUCCAGUCACACCACCCUGUCGAGUACAAUGUUAGUACUGACUACCAAUUUUCUACCAUAGUGCAGGAAGUGGCACUAUACCGUGCCUUUCUCAGGGCAGCUUUCAUCCAGCACCGCUUCAGCCCCAGCCCUUACACUUUCAUGUCUGUCCGUCAAUCGUAACUUCCAUGCUAAUAUUAUCUGGAUCUCUAAACCUACUGCCUGGGUCCAGAAUGCGCUUUCAGUGUCCGAACCUGAAGGUUUCAUGGGUUUCUUUUCAUGGUUUCCUUCUCUUGGAUAGUUGCCAGGGCUACGAAGUGUUCCAUCCACCCGAGUUUGGGAUCAACGACUUCGAAAUUCUAUAGAUGCUGGACUUUUGGGCUUGAAUCCCCAUCCCGGAGCAAAACCUUUAACGCAAAGGUUUUAGGGCCCCCAGAAGCAUCCCUAUUACUUAAAAUAGUUGCCCCGCCACAUGCAUGCUUCUGGUAGGGGCUUAAGUAGGUGAUUCGGGACACUUUCAACAAAAAGAUAUAACCCGAAAGACGGAUGCUCAUCGUCAAACCUCACAUCUGCUCCUUAAGUAGUAUAGUGGGGACCUCUUAGAUAGGACUUGAAACUCUUAAUUUAUUUAAAGUAUGUUGAAAACAAACCCCUAUUUAGCAGAUUGAGGACGAAAAAAAAGAAUCAUCGGCACGCUUUUUACUUGUGUAUAUACAUUAAUUAAGUAUUACUGAUGUUUUCUGGUUUAUUUAUUUGCUUUCAAGAUAUCGAUGAGUGUUCCAGUAAUCCCUGUUUGAAUGGCGGAUCUUGUAUUGAUCACGUGAAUGGAUACACUUGUAGCUGCCUGGUUGGCUACACUGGAGUCCAUUGUCAGACAGGUACACGAAUGAUUUGAAAGCUGGGAAUUACAUAUUUCUACCUCACACAGGUUACCUCAUCUUACCGACCUGGCGCAACGUUUACAUUUACUACCAUGCAUAAUAUUAUGUACUAUCUUUCAAUCAACAAGUCUUCGAUCAGAAGAAAGAACACUGUAGUUAUUAUGAUUUGAAAAUCAUCUUCUUUAUCAUCAAAGCUAUCAUCAUCAUAAUCAUCAUCAUCAUCAUCAUCAUCAUCAUUGUCAUCAUCAUCAUCGUUAUCUUUAUCGUCACUACCGCUAUCAAAGCGACCACCACCAUUUUUGGGCAGAAUUAGCGAAGAAAACGCAAAGACAGUGAACAAGGCAGGCGCACAUCAAAAAACCGAUUUGACCAAUAGCAAAGCGUCACGUUGAACACCGUAGGUCGCGUUUAGAUCUUUGCGCAACCUUGCGCGUCCCCAGUUGACGUUUCGUUUUCUUUGCUAAAUCUGCCUGUCAUCAUCAGCAGGAUCAGCAUUGUUAUCCGCGUCCUAUCUCCAUGAUUCUCGUCCAUUCACAUCACCCUGUCAAGUACAAUGUUAGAACUGACUACCACUUUCCUACCAUAGUGCAGGAAGUGGCACUAUACCGUACCUCUCUCAAGGCAGCUUUCAUCCAGCAUCUCCACAGCCCCAGCCCUUACACUUUCAUGUCUGUCCGUCAAUCGUAACUUUCAUGCUAAUAUUAUCUGGAUCUCUAAACCUACUGCCUGGGUCCAGAAUGCUCUUUCAGUGUCCGAACCUGAACGUUUCAUGGGUUUCUGUUCACGGUUUCCUUCUCUUGGAUAGUUGCCAGGGAUAGUGUUCCAUCCACCUCGGUUUGGGAUCAACGACUUCGAAAUCCUAUAAAUGCUGGAUUUUUGGGCUUGAAUCCCCAUCCCUGAGUAAAACCUUUAACGCAAAGGUUUUAGAGCUCCCAAAAGCAUCCCUAUUAUUUAAAAUAGUUGCCCCGCCACAUGCAUGCUUCUGGUAGGGGCUUAAGUAGGUGAUUCGAGACACUUUCAAUACGAAAGGUAUAACCCCAAAAGAUGGAUGCUCAACUUCACACCUAUCCUCUGCUCCUUGAGUAGUAUAGUGGGGACCUCUUAGACCCCUUUUUUUGAUUUGAUAAUCCGUUAACGCCGAUGGCUUGAAGAGUAGGCAUUUUAUUAAGACUACGUCGCCAGGUUUCCUUUUUUAUUUUGUUCUAAAUGUAACUCACCUGAGAGGUUUUUAAAGUUAUUUUUUGAUAGCUGAAUCGCUCCGUUUUUGAUUAGUUGACCAAAAUUUAUAAAAGCUUUCAUUGGCUGAUUCAUUUUGACCAAGGAAUAAGCUUCAAAUUGCAAGUCACAUUUUUGCAAAUGAUAAAUCUGUUUCUAUAUUUUCCUUUCUUUUGUAUUGAGCUCCAUGUUUUACACUGAAAGCAAAGUAAGACAUUUUUUAUUUUUUUAGAUAUCAAUGAAUGCUACAGCAAUCCAUGCUUGAAUGGUGGGACGUGCGUCGAUGGUGUGAACUCGUUUCACUGCAAUUGCAUUGCAUACUUUAUUGGAGCACGCUGCGAGACGAUAGGUUGGUUUGCUUUUCGUAACGUUGCUAUAAAAACAUCUGUUUUAGAGAAGAGAAGUGAUGACGUCACAAAAACUAAAUUUGUGACAUUAAGGGUUUAGUUGGCAUAUCCAAAAAGAAUAAGAUGAGAAAUGUUCACUUGUCAAAAAUCAGCCUGUUCGCUUAUUGAUGCAAAUUUGUGAGGAGAUACAGGCAACGUUAUGCUCCGAUGACACCAUAUAAAUCCCUCUAAUAUAGGACUGGAUCGUUAACGAUAAGAUCCAAUCCAGUUUUAGAAGGAUUUGUAUGCAGUCAUCAUAGCAUAGCAGUACUUAUAUCUAACAACCCAUCUGCACUAACAGGCUGAUUUUUGGCAAGGGGGGCUUUUUUCAUCUUGUUCUUUCUGAAUAUGCUAACCAAUCCCCAAAUUUCACAAAUUUAAAAUUUUUCUGACGUCACACCUCCCUUCUCUAUUUACUGGCCAUUCUUGAGAACAAAACUGGGUUGAUGUUGUGUUCAACCGCAUCAUGGGGGUACGAGUUUUUUACGUGUUUCGUGUGCAAUAAUGAUGAAAGAAGCGAUAUAGCGUCAUCAAAGCAGUCCCAGAGUGCAGUUUGACACACCAACCUAGUCUCCUGCAGAAGAGCAAAUACUCUCCCCAUGCUCUCGGUAAGGUCCGUCGUGCGGAAGAAAUCAAUGAAAAAUGGCUUAACUUGGGAUCAAAAUUACUAGUUAUCAUAUGACGGUCACCCAUGUUCAAGAUAAUAGAUGAUCACACUAAGAAACCUUUAGAGCCUUAAUCUAAACUUUUUGAACGAGAAAAGAAAGAAGAAGAAAUGAGGAAAGGCCGAGCAGCCGAAAAGGGUGAAACUGGUUUAAUUCUCUACAGAUCCUAAAAUCGUUACCAAGUAACAUCUUCCCUUUGAGGCCGCAAAGAAGUCAAUGGCCCAAAAAUGGUAGAAGCGCUAGCGGAGCUUGAAUGAAAGCAGAGCCAAGAAAAAGAAGUGCAGAUACGUUUUGUAACAAAAUUAAGCAGCUGCACUGGACGAGGAUGGGGAGUUGUUAUACUGAUGUUAUUCGAUUCAGCCCGGCACUGAGGCUUAUGAUUUUAUUUCAGUGCUUGAACUUGAGUGGAGGCUUACAAGAGACAGGAGGUUAAAUGUCUACAAAGUUUACCAAAUUUUACACAAAUGGGUGUGAAAAGCUUAUGGGAGUGAAAAACUGAAUUACAAACUGUUGCGUCAUUUUUGGAGGACCAUGCAGAUACAUGAAGUAUAAGCAAAAGCUCAACCUCGUGUCCCUCUUUUCCUCGUGUCCUAGUCUCCUAGAGCGGGGAAGAAAGAGGAAGGGGGUGGGGGGCAAACUAGAGACCUUACGAAAGAGUUUGUGAUUCAGGAUUUAGUCAGUUAUUUCACCUACAAAUUAAACAUUUUCUCAUCCCCAUUCACAGUCUCAAUAGGGGUUGUGAUAGCUUGCGAACUCAGACUUAUUUCCAAUCGUCACUUCUCUUCAUCCUAAAAGUAAACUGGAUAGGGAGAAACGCCCCACAACUGAAAAUACGUCUGGGUUCGCAGGCUAGGGGUGGUACUUAUAUUUGGCGCUUCAUACUGGAAGCUUAUUACAGACUGGGGCUGAAUAGAGGAAACACGGUGCUUUUUUUAUUCUCUAGAUGUUCCAGAACCAAUCGCCCUUUAUCCGUUAAACGCUGCGUACACUUCAAGCGACAUGAUGGGAAAUCAGCCAGCUGGAACUUCCUCAAAUGUACAGUACGCAGGAGGACCGGAUGGGACCUCUCAAGGCUCGUACCAGUUCUGGGGUAAUUCUAACAGCUACAUUGAACUACCAAAUAAUGGAGGCUUAGAUACCCAGUAUUCCAUGACAAUGUGUAUGUGGGUAUUUCCAGAAGGUCAAGAUGGUCCUCUAUUUAACUACAGACCGUCGGGAAGUUGGGCAACGCACUUGUUUUUAGCUGGAGAUGGAAAGUUUUUUUGUCGUUUUACCAAGAGAAAUGAUGUUAUGAUGGACGCUUUGGUUAGCCCGUCAGCUCUUAACACGGGCCAAUGGUCGUAUGUGGGCUGCUCGUAUGAUUAUAGCACUGGUUUAGCUAGGGCCUGGGUUGGGGAGAGAGAGGUUAGCACGAGGUAUCUUGAAAUUACGUCUUUGAGUACCGCUUAUAACGUAAGACUCGGAGUGAAAAUCGACGACAGCCGAUACUUUAGGGGACGAAUCGCAAGGGUGCAAGUUUACAACAUUGCUCUUAAUUUGGGUCAAUUUACAGCUGUGAAGUUCAGAGGGGCAAGCUAA
This is a messenger RNA of Porites lobata, 7560 nucleotides long. Lineage: Eukaryota; Metazoa; Cnidaria; Anthozoa; Scleractinia; Poritidae. The record is from the annotation of a GenBank genome assembly.